AUGGCAAAUGAAAUACUAGAUCCAAUCUUUAGAUUAUACGAUCCGAUUCGUUAUUCGUUUAACAAGAAAAAAGAGGAUUAUAUUAUCAUCUCACUCACUGUUGGUUCUAAAUCCCAAUUGAAUGAUGGUGGUAGAAUUACCUUCGAAAUAAAUUCAUUAUCGAAUUGGUUGCUUCUCUCCGAUGCUUAUUUCAGAUGUGAUUUCAAAAUUAAAGAUGGAACUCAGAAUCAAGUUCUACAAACUAAUACAACGUUAGAAAACAAUUUCUUUCCAUCUUUAUUUAGCGAAAUGGUUUUGGAAGCUGGUUCAAAUCCGAUAGAAACAAUCAAACACCCUGGGGAAUACGACACAAUGUUGAAAACAGUUUUAUAUCCUAAAGAUUUCGAUUCAGUCUCAGGUUGGAUACCCGAUGUUGGUGAUGGAAGUGUUUUAAAAGAACCGGUAAGAAAUCUUGCAAAUGAUGCUGAUUUAGCUAGAGUGAGAGUUGUUGUUCGAAACACAAUAGAAAGAGUAGCACGAGCAGCUAUUCAUGGAUUCGAAAAACGAGUACUUCAGUACAAUAAUAUUGUUGAGUAUAAUAGGUGGGGUAAUUACGUAAAUUGGAAAUUAUAUCCUUUAUUCGGUCUGUUGGAACAUAGAAAAGUUUCCAAAGGGUUACCAUAUAAAAUUCAUCUACAAAAGAAAUCAACGAUGAUAAGAUAUUCUUUGGAGAGAAUGGUUUAG
Molecule: messenger RNA, 723 nt
Organism: Lottia gigantea (owl limpet)
Lineage: Eukaryota; Metazoa; Mollusca; Gastropoda; Lottiidae
Exons: 1
Coding region: 1-723 (240 amino acids)
Source: RefSeq, a predicted model, not a curated record